AUGGCUACUGCUUCAGUAUCAACUCCUGUAAAGACCCAUCAUGGGAUCUUUUCCUCCAAGACCGCUGGAGGCCGGAUGCCUCUGACUCCUUCUCCCCAUGCCCGGAGAGCCAGCAUGGCCUCCAACCACUCUUCUCCCUUCACUCCUGGUCGCGAGACUGCGGAGACAACUAGGGAGAACACUCGAUCCGUCUACGGCGGAAACCUUUCAUCAUACUUUGCCAAGUCUAGUAUCUCUAAGCAGCCUCGGGGUGCCUACCGUGAAUCUCCCAAGUCCAACAUUGCCCGCACUCGCAAAUCGCCCAGACAUUUGGAGCUGGGGGUGUCUGACUGGACUCUGAGUGGUACUGGUCCCUCAUCGACUCAGUCUCCUUCCAAGGAGCGGGUGCGAAAAGAAAUCUCGACCCGGACACGGUCUGGAAAGACCACCGUCCGCAUUGCACACAACGCCGGUGACAGAUUCAUUCCCAACCGCACUGCCAGUGAAGGACUGGCAACAGCUGGAACUGCGAAGCCCGAAGAGAGCCAACGGCCGAAAACUAGCGGAAACGAGGGUUCUUCCGUUCUCGCAAGUGCGGCCAGUGCCUUCGAUAUCGGUGGCCGCGGAACAGACGAUGACAUCACCGCUGCUUUGGAGAACCUUGGCUUGGAAGAUAACAACGACUCUUCCUCUACAUCUUCCUCUUCUUCCAGCUCCUAUUCUCGACCAGCACCCGAUGCAGUUGCUUAUGAAUCCUCAUUGGCCGAUGCUUGUGGUGUGAAUCUCAACACCCGCAUCCUUGCUUUCAAGCCGCCGCCCCCAGAGUCGUCGAAGCCUAUCGACUUGCGUGCUCAAUACAACCGUCCUCUCCGCCCUGGAAAGUCCAAGUCUGCCCAGUUCCGGAGACGUGUUCAGACAGCUCCUGAGCGAGUGCUGGACGCCCCUGGUCUUCUCGACGACUACUACCUCAACCUCCUGGAUUGGAGUUCAGGAAACCAAGUUGCAAUUGGCCUUGAGCGCAAUGUCUACGUGUGGUCUGCUGAUUCAGGAUCGGUGAGCAGUCUCCUGGAGACUCCUGCUGACACCUACGUGAGCAGUGUCAAGUGGAGUGGUGACGGUGCCUACGUUGGUGUUGGUCUGGGCACCGGUGAGGUCCAGAUCUGGGAUGUCGAGGAAGGUACCAAGCUCCGCAGUAUGUACGGUCAUGACUCUCGUGUUGGUGUUAUGAGCUGGUCGAAGCACACUCUGUCCACUGGCGCCCGUAGCGGCCUCGUCUUCAACCACGAUGUUCGCAUUGCCCAGCACAAGGUGGCCGAACUCGUUUCGCACACGUCUGAAGUUUGUGGUCUCGAGUGGAGGUCCGAUGGUGCUCAGCUCGCAACUGGCGGCAACGACAACUUGGUCAACAUCUGGGACGCCCGUUCCCUUAGUGCCCCCAAGUUCACCAAGACCAACCACCGUGCUGCCGUCAAAGCUCUUAGCUGGUGCCCCUGGCAGUUAAACCUACUGGCCACCGGUGGUGGUUCUUACGACCGACACAUCCACUUCUGGAACACCACUACUGGUGCCCGGACUAACAGCAUCGACACUGGUUCCCAGGUGACCAGCUUGAGAUGGAGCAACCACUACCGCGAGAUUGUCAGUUCCAGCGGCUUCCCCGACAACUCCCUCUCCAUCUGGAGCUACCCAACCCUGGUGCGCAACGUUGAGAUCCCCGCUCACGAGACCCGUGUUUUGCACAGCAGCUUGAGCCCUGACGGCCAGCUCCUGGCUACCGCGGCAGCUGACGAGAGCUUGAAGUUCUGGAAGGUGUUUGAGCGCAAGCCUGGCACCACCGCUUCAGCCUCUCGCGAAGGUGGUGUUGGUAGCAAAGCCCAGAUGACCAAGUCGAUGACCAUCCGAUAA
Aspergillus wentii DTO 134E9 is the source of this 1884-nucleotide messenger RNA. Its product is annotated as WD40 repeat domain-containing protein. Gene Ontology annotation, biological process: anaphase-promoting complex-dependent catabolic process; positive regulation of anaphase-promoting complex-dependent catabolic process; positive regulation of ubiquitin protein ligase activity. The transcript has a single exon. The record is from RefSeq and is a predicted model, not a curated record. Bases 1 to 1884 code for a protein of 627 amino acids. NCBI's taxonomy places the organism in Eukaryota, Fungi, Ascomycota, Eurotiomycetes, Eurotiales, Aspergillaceae. Gene Ontology annotation, cellular component: anaphase-promoting complex. Gene Ontology annotation, molecular function: protein binding; ubiquitin ligase activator activity; anaphase-promoting complex binding.